AUUAUACUGAGCGGUAACUUAAUACGUCAGUCUGGCGGCGCACAGACAAUAAUAGCAGGUGGUGGGAUCCGGGGAGCGACCGAAGCAGGUGGAAAUUAUGUGAAACCUGAACCAGGUUUAUUACUUCAUCAUCUCACCUGGAUCCAAACUACAUUGCUUUUGUUGUGUAUUUCUCCUUUGGAUCCACAAUGCGGUACUCAGCCCUGUUCAUUCCCAGUUGCCUUCUCAUCCUGAGCGCUCUCCGGCUCAGUGCUAAAGAACAGCGGACGUGCAGUGAGACGGACUACUACUAUGAGUACACAGAGUGUGACAGUACAGGUUCUCGGUGGAGAGUGGCCAUUCCACACAGAGCUGGGGCCUGCACCGGCAUACCAGAGCCUGUACGUGGAACAGAGUGCACCUUCUCCUGUAAGUCUGGGGAAUUCCUGGAGAUGUCUGCACAAGAGUGCACUAAAUGCGCUGCAGGUAGCUACUCCCUUGGCAGUGGCGUCCGCUUUGACGAGUGGGAUGCCAUGCCCGCUGGAUUCACGAGCCUUCCGUCCUCUGUGGAAAAUGGCCCACAUGGAGACAGCAGUCUCACCUGCAACAGUUCUGCUUGGCUACCACAAGGAAGCUACCUGGAAUCUAACAGGGACGAAUGCACUGUUUCUCUCAUCUACGCUGUCCACUUGAAAAAACAGGGCUCUGUCAGCUUUGAGUACCAGUAUCCAGACAACAACUUGCUAUUCGAGUUUUUUAUCCAGAAUGACCAGUGUCAGCAGAUGGAAGAUGAGACCGGCGCUAAGUGGCUUAAGCUCACCAAUCAUGGCGAAUGGGCAGCUCACGUUGUGAACCUCAAAUCUGGCAACAACAUCCUCUACUGGAGAACAGGGGGCGUCUUGAUGGGAUCUAAAAUUUUGAAACCUGUUCUGCUGAAAAACAUCCACAUAGAAGGAGUCGCCUACACAUCAGAGUGUUUUCCAUGUAAGCCGGGGACAUUCAGCAGAGUUCCUGGCUCAUCCAUGUGUGAACCUUGUCCUCAGGACACCUACUCAGGCCAUGGUGCCACCUCCUGCAAUCCCUGUGACACCACCAUCCAAUAUGCAGGUAGGUACACCUAAAAAAUAUGUAAAUAAAAAAAAAAAUAAAACUUGCACUUUGGUUGUUUGAUACAAAGAAAGACUCGGGUUAUCUAUAAGUGGAUAGAGCCGAAGAUCUGUCUUGAGGAGGUGGUUGGAGCUGUAAUGUUACCCAUGAGCGGGAAACAAGAACCUUGCCCACCCUGUAACCCUGGUUUCUACAACAAUGACACAGCCACCUGCUCACCCUGUCCACCUGGGACAUUUUCAGAUGGGCUAAAAGCAUGUAAGCAGUGUCCGGCAGGUACUGAACCUACCUUGGGUUUUGAGUACAAAUGGUGGAAUACCCUUCCUGCCAACAUGAAGACAUCCUGCUUUAACGUGGGCAACAACAAGUGUGAUGGCAUGAGCGGCUGGGAAGUGGCGGGUGAUCACAUUCAGAGUGGAGCAGGAAGUUCCGAUAAUGAUUACCUCAUCCUUAGUAUCCAUGUUCCUGGGUUUAAGCUUCCGACUUCAGUGUGGAGCCUGUCAUCCACAGAAUUUGGUCGAAUCACAUUUGAAUUUGAAACGGAGUGCGCAGCCGAUUGUGAGCUCUACUUUAUGAUGGAUGUAAACAGAAAGAGCACCACCGUGGUUGAAUCGUGGAGGGGACCUAAUAGAAGACAGGCUUACACACACGUCAUGACCAAGAACGCAUCAGUUUCUUACACUUGGGCUUUCCAGAGGAGAACCCAACCUUCAGCUGUCCGUAAAAAAAUAAAUGACAUGGCACGGAUCUACUCCAUCUCAGUAACUAAUGCCGUGGAUGGCGUAUCCUCUACAUGUCAGGCUUGUGCGCUUAGCACCCAGGUGUCCAGCGUUACCUGUGUACCAUGCCCACCUGGACAUUACAUAGAUGAGAACACCAGCCAGUGCACGGAGUGUCCUCUGAACAGCUAUCUUGUUUCUCAUGCCCCUCUGGGACCUGAUGCUUGUAAACCCUGUGGACCCGGGAGCAAGAGUGAUAAGGAGCGCAACUCAUGUUACAGCGAUUGUCUCUUCACCCACACGGAGGGCAACGUCUCUCUGACCUUUGACUUUAGCCUCAUUGGCUCAGUAGGAACACUGAUGAUUGGACCGAGUUUCACCUCCAAAGGCACCAAGUACUUUCACCACUUUAACAUCAGUCUGUGCGGAGGGCAGGACCAUCUGGCAGCUUGCACGGACAACGUAACAGACCUAACUUUUACCGACCAGCAGAGGCAAAAAGGUGAAGGAGCCAAUGCCGUGAAGACCUUUAUCUGCCAGUCCACCAUAAUUCCUGCCACCGGACGCGGUUUCCACACGGCGCUGUCUUCACAGUCGAUUAACCUUGCUGACACUUUUCUAGGAGCGUCAGUAGAAACUAAGCUCGGUGAGAUAAAAAUGAAACCAGAGCUGUUCCCCCCUACGUCCAAAAGAGUCCUUGAUGUCAACUUCUACUACAAGUCCUCGGAUUCAACAUCAUCAUGUGAUUCCGGUCGGAGCGUAGUGGUCACCCUUCGCUGUAACCCGGAGAAGAGCAUAAAGGGAGACCUUUCUGUUCCCAGUCAGUGCCCUGCAGGAACCUGUGACGGCUGCACAUACCAGUUCCUAUGGGAGAGCUCAGGUGCCUGCCCGACGUGCAAAGAACAAGAUUUUCAUCAGAUAGAAGGAGCAUGCAAAGGAGGGCAACAGGACUUGUUGUACAUGUGGAACGAACCUAAACUCUGCACGGGUGGUGUGGCAAUUCCUGAGAAGAAAACCUUAGCAUGCAAUGGAAUGGAGUUUUGGAUCCAACUUGGUGCAGCACUGGGCACCUUCACUUCAGUGCUGCUCGUCUUCCUCAUAUGUUACUUCUGGAAAAAAAACAAAAGGCUGGAAUAUAAGUACUCUCGCUUGGUGAUAUCUGCCAAUAAAGAGUGCGACAUGCCUGGAGCUGACAGCUGCGCUGUGAUGGAGGGAGAGACUGAGGGAGACAUGGAGGAUGAAGUGGUCUUCACAAAACCGUCCCUGCUCCACAAACUGAAAGCAAUGACAUCUAAAGGAACUGACGGGAUGUUUGAAAACGUGCAGCUGAACAACCAUUCAAAGGCACUAGUGUGGAGCUAGAACUGCGGUGACGUGAGGGGGAGAAAGGGGAUUGAGACCAGACCCUCAAAGGAAAACUCCUUCAGAUGUAUUAACCAGCUUCUCUCCCUUGGUAUCUCAAGCGUGCGUACAGCACUUUAAAAGGUACUGCAGGUUCUCGUACUGACACGUUGGCCCUAAAGCUUGGUACAUAGCUGACAUAGCUGUCCCUCAGGGACCAUGGUGCCGUGCAGCAAGUGGGCGACAGACAUUUACUUAUGAAGCAGAUGUGGCGGAAAAAAAGUUAGAAGAGCUCAGGGUAGGAAAAGUACUUUUGUGUUCUGUUGUUAUUUAUUUCCUUCUGUUGCCUGAAAUAAUAUUCCUUUAGACAACAGUGCAUUUUCUUUAUUUAUUCUUGUAAUUCGUUCAAUAGAGCCAAAAAAAAAAAAAAAAAAUCACCAUCUUUUUUUUUCUUAACUGUCAUUGAGAACACUGCUUUAAAACUGCUGAUCAGAUUAAAAUUAAGAUGUCAUGUGAAUAAGGUUUUGUUAUCAGCUGUAUGUUCUGAAUAAAGGACUUCUUUGUGUA
Messenger RNA from Cynoglossus semilaevis (tongue sole), 3713 nucleotides. Its product is annotated as UPF0577 protein KIAA1324-like. Gene Ontology annotation, cellular component: membrane. Gene Ontology annotation, biological process: positive regulation of BMP signaling pathway. The transcript has 23 exons. The record is from RefSeq and is a predicted model, not a curated record. Lineage: Eukaryota; Metazoa; Chordata; Actinopteri; Pleuronectiformes; Cynoglossidae.